AUGAUGAGCGACAAGAACAUGGUCUUCCGUUGCAUUAGGGCAUCGGGAGGAAGAUUGAGUGAAAUUACAAACACGGGCCAACAGCUGUAUGGAUUGGACGACAUACCAUAUGGAUUCAACCCAUCACCUGAUAUGGCUAUUCUGACAUUCCCAGCCUUGGCUGCUUCCUCGGGGUAUUCUUCAUCGAACGACUUCCAUGCUUCCCCUUCCGAUGGAUCAGCAGCAAGUAGCAAGCAGCGGCAGCAGCAGGAAGCAGCAGCCAGCGGCAGCAGCAAGCAUCAGCGGCAGCGGCGGCAGCAAGCAGCAAGCGGCAGCGGUAGCAGCAAAGCAGUAGCAGGGGGCUCACCGGCGAAGCAGAGGCAGGGCGGAGCAGGGCGGGGCGGCGACGAGGUCGGGGCGGAGAAGGGCGGCGACGGGCGGGGCAGUGGCGUCGGCCACCGGCGCAGUCGGGGAUGGGGCGGCCGCAGCCGGGAUGGGGCCACCGGGGACGGGGACGGGCCGGCCCGGCGGCGUCGACGGCGGUCUUGGGGCGGCGCGGGCAGUGGGGGCGGUGCGGCGGCGGUGGGGGAGGGGAUGGGAUGGGGGCGGGGGCGGGACGACGCCGGAGUUGGGGGAGGGGAUGGGGGCAGUGGAGAGGGUCGGGAUAGGGCGGUGGCGGCGGUGCGGGUGGGGAUCAGGGUCGGGCGGGGGGAGACGGUGGGGGGAGGAAGAAUGAGUGGAGGGGGUGGGUGCGACUGUGGAUAA
Aegilops tauschii subsp. strangulata is the source of this 744-nucleotide messenger RNA. The record is from RefSeq and is a predicted model, not a curated record. Lineage: Eukaryota; Viridiplantae; Streptophyta; Magnoliopsida; Poales; Poaceae.